Molecule: messenger RNA, 1838 nt
Organism: Alexandromys fortis (reed vole)
Lineage: Eukaryota; Metazoa; Chordata; Mammalia; Rodentia; Cricetidae
Gene: Arf1
Product: ADP ribosylation factor 1
Exons: 5
Coding region: 175-720 (181 amino acids)
Biological process (GO): vesicle-mediated transport; intracellular protein transport
Cellular component (GO): plasma membrane; cytoplasm
Molecular function (GO): GTP binding; GTPase activity
Source: RefSeq, a predicted model, not a curated record
UUAUCUCGGGGCGGGGCUUCAGGAGCGCCCGCCCUCUUCCCCCGGCGUGCCCCGCGGCAGGCGCUGACGUGGCUGCCGUCAGCGCCGCCAUCUUGUGGGAGCGAAACCAACGCCUGGCUGGGAGCAGCCGCCGCGGAGGUCUCUGGCCAGUAUUGCUUCCACCUGUCCACAAGCAUGGGGAAUAUCUUUGCAAACCUCUUCAAGGGCCUUUUUGGCAAAAAAGAAAUGCGCAUUCUCAUGGUGGGCCUGGAUGCUGCAGGGAAGACAACAAUUCUAUACAAACUGAAGCUGGGUGAAAUUGUGACCACCAUUCCUACCAUUGGUUUCAACGUGGAGACAGUUGAGUACAAGAAUAUCAGCUUCACUGUGUGGGAUGUGGGCGGCCAGGACAAGAUCCGGCCACUGUGGCGCCACUACUUCCAGAACACCCAAGGCUUGAUCUUCGUAGUGGACAGCAAUGACAGAGAGCGUGUGAAUGAGGCCCGUGAAGAGCUCAUGAGGAUGCUAGCUGAAGAUGAGCUCCGGGAUGCCGUUCUCUUGGUGUUUGCCAAUAAGCAGGAUCUUCCCAAUGCCAUGAAUGCGGCCGAAAUCACAGACAAGUUGGGGCUGCACUCUCUACGCCACAGGAACUGGUACAUUCAGGCCACCUGUGCCACCAGCGGGGACGGGCUCUAUGAAGGACUAGACUGGCUGUCCAAUCAGCUCCGGAACCAGAAGUGAACCAGACCCCUCCCUCCCCCUCACUUCCUCUUCUCCGCCCUCCGCUUUCCUCUCAUGUGGCAAACGUGCGACUCUGUGGUCCUGAGUGCCAGAAGCUGUCUCCAUGGGUUGGUCACAGUGUGCAUCGCACCGUGCUGUACAUGUGCAGACGCAGCCUGCAGCCAGGUUUUUAUUUAAUGUAAAUAGUUUCUGUUUCCACUGAGGCAGUUUCUGGUACUCCUAUGCAAUAUUACUUAGCUUUUUUAUUGUAAAAAGAGAAUCAACUCACUGUCAGUACUGAGAAGGGAUUUGGGUGUAGGGGCACCUGGCCUUCGGGAGCCAUUGGGCUGUAGACUGAUGUCAGUAUCCAUUUGGUGGUUGGUUUUUACCCAAACUCAGUGCAUUUUUUAAAAUAGUUAAAAAAAAAAAUACAGGACAAGAACACUUGAACACACAGAACGGAGACUAUGCCUAGUGUAGGUUUUGCAGUAAUGGCCUGAAUGCUAGUCCACUGGAUCACCUGUUCCCCCGUGGAAACAGGAGAGGUGGACAAACCACCAUCCGCUGCAUGGUCACAGUAGAGCCCCCGUGACUCGCCUGUCUUUGGGUCACCUGCAUUCCAUAGCAUUGUGCUUGUACUUGUGCUCACGUGGUCACCUAGGGGUGGGCUGGGAGCCAUUGUGGGGUGCAGGGCCCGGCUUGUAUUUGGUGUGCGGCCGGGCCAGGUGGCAGUCUACAUACCCAGCUUACUCUUGGGCCCACUUGGACGCGCUGGCAGGAGGCCUGGGUCUCACCAGCAGGAGCGCGUGCAAGCUGGGAGGGUCAAUCCAUUCCAGACCCACAUCCUGGAGCACCCCCAUCUCCAUGUGUGAAGUAGCUUUCUCCCUCAGCCUGCAAGGGUCCGAUUUGCCAUCGAAAGACGACCUCUACUUUUUUCUUUUGUAUUUUGAUAAACACUGAAGAAGCUGGAGCUGUUAAAUUUAUCUUGGGAAAUCUCAGAACUGGUUUAUUUGGUGUUGUGGAACCUCUUACUGCUUUCAAUACACAAUUAGUAAUCAACUGUUUUGUAUACUUGUUUUCAGUUUUCAUUUCGACAAGCACUGUAAUUAUAGCUAUUAGAAUAAAGUCUCUUAACUAUU